UCAACAAUAUUUGACUUAUUGGUUUCAGACAAGCGACGUGCCGUUGGAAGCGAACCCACAAUCACUGAGAGAGUUCUAGUCCGCGUCCCCGCCGGUAUACAAAGAGGACCGCUCGCAUAGAAUGAUAGAAACUGACCCUGGUCCUAAGAAAAGUCACAAUUGUGAUGUAAAAAUUGACCACCAAUUAAACGGACCAAGUUCCAAAACAAUUGACCUAGGCGUUGUGCCACCGCUGAAGACACCAGCUAAGCUCGACCCUGAAAAGGCUCCAAGUUCAGAAAAAGCUGACUUCGAACGGGCUAUCGAACUAACCGGCUAUGGACGCUUUCACUAUCUACUACUCGCCGUGUGCGGUCUCGUCAGCACCUCAGAAGAGAUGGACGUCAUCUCUAUGUCCUUCAUUCUCCCUUCGGCGCAGUGCGACUUAGAUCUUUCCACACAGACAAAAGGAUGGCUGAACAGUAUUAUCUUUAUCGGAAUGAUGGUUGGCGCGUACGCGUGGGGAUCAGUGGCGGACUCGUUAGGACGCAAGCGUGUUUUAAUUGCCAUAUCCAUCAUCAACGCGCUCGCUAUCGUCGCCUCUUCAUUUAGCCAGAACUAUGAACUCUUCAUGGUUUUUCGCUUUAUCAACGGCGCUGCUUUGGGAGGAUCAGGUCCAGUGAUCUGGUCAUAUUUUGCAGAAUUUCAGCCAAAAAAGAAGCGAGGUGCAAUGUUGAGCUUCAUGGCUGCUUUUUGGACUCUGGGUAACCUGUUCGUUGCUGGUCUAGCUUGGGUUAUCAUUCCAAGUGAAAUCGGUGGAACGACGGGUGGUUUCGUAUACAACUCCUGGCGUAUCUUCUUACUCGUCAUGUCACUUCCUUCAUUUUUGGUAGCCGCGUUAUUGUUCCUUUUGCCAGAGUCUCCAAAAUUCCUUAUAUCUACUGGUCGUCAGGAAGAGGCUUUAGAAGUUUUUCGUGGUAUUUACAUGAUGAACACCGGUCAUAGUAAAGAUCAGUAUCCGGUUAAACAAAUUUUGGUAGAUGAACCAACACACUCCAAACCGGAAAAACAAAUUGAAGUUAGAGAGCAUAAGUCCAAACUAAGAAGGAUGAUGAGUGAUAUCGUAGAGCACAGUAAACAGCUGUUCGUUCCGCCCAUAUUGAAAUUUACUAUGAUUUCUAUAACAAUUAACUUUACAUUCCAUAUUGGUUACUAUGGUCUCAUGAUGUGGUUUCCUGAAAUGUUUAACCGUUUCGACGAGUGGUCGCGGACGCACGACAACGCCGAGGCGGACAUCUGCCAGGUGACAGCGUACGUCACGCAAUUCGGCACGCACUCGGCAGAGGCGCGUUGCGACUCGCACAUACACUCGGACGUUUUCAUGGAGUCGCUUAUCACCGUGGCUGCCGCUAUACCUUCAAACAUCUUUGCAGUAUUGGGAAUGGACAGGCUGGGCAGGAAAUUUUUCUUAGUGUUCGCUACAUUCUCGGCCGGUCUCUGCUCUGCGGCGAUGUACUUUGUGUACAACAAGACUAACAACCUCAUCGUGAGCGCCAUCUUCAGCUCUGUCAUUUCCUGUGGAAACGCCUCCCUUGACUGCCUCAUCACAGAAGUUUUCCCAACUAACUUACGCGCAACGGGUGUAGCGGUAUCAAUGGUAGCGGCGCGUCUCGGUGGUAUCAUAGGUAACGUGGUGAUCGCCGCGCUGCUCGACACCUACUGCCCGGCGCCCACCUUCAUCGUCGCCGUACUGCUCGCCAGCGGCGGCCUGAUGUGUCUCUUCCUUCCCAACACUACGAGACAAGCUCUUCAAUAACCGAAGAAACACGCAAACGAUCGUUUAGGGUCGGUUUCACCAGUAGUGGAUAAAAAUUAUCCAGCAAAUAAUUUACUUUAACAUAGGGGAAUAGGCCAUUAGGGCCUGUUUCUUCUCAAUUGUUGUACUGCAACUUUUAUAUAUUUACUAAUAGAAAUAUCUCAUAAAUAUAUUGGAAUUCAAUGAUAAAAAAGAACACUAUAUCCAUAUUUGUCUGUUGAAUACCGUCACCAAUCCGUCGACAUCCACUAUUAGUGGAACAAGUUCUUAAUAUGCAUACUUGCCAAAUACAGAUUUUAUUACAUCUGUGAAAAACAGCAUGAUACUAAAAUCGCGUUGUUGCGGAUAAUUUUUAUGGUCAUAUCUUUAACGUUUUGUAUUUGCAGCGAACGAUGUAAUCGUUAUUGUAAUUUUUUAUUUGAAAUCAUAAUGUGAUUAAAUAUGUUGUGCAAAUGUUAUUAACUUCUUAGACUGUAAAUUAGUGUUUUUGCACAUUUCAACGAUGUAGAAAAUUAGAUAUAAAUAUUGUGAAAUAUUAUAGUAUAUAAAUUUAUUUCAGAAAAA
Melitaea cinxia (Glanville fritillary) is the source of this 2359-nucleotide messenger RNA. RefSeq names its product synaptic vesicle glycoprotein 2B-like. Lineage: Eukaryota; Metazoa; Arthropoda; Insecta; Lepidoptera; Nymphalidae. Gene Ontology annotation, biological process: transmembrane transport. Bases 122 to 1795 code for a protein of 557 amino acids. Gene Ontology annotation, molecular function: transmembrane transporter activity. Gene Ontology annotation, cellular component: membrane. The record is from RefSeq and is a predicted model, not a curated record. The transcript is spliced from 10 exons.